AUUACAAUUUAUUUGCCAACUAGUGCACUCCCACUGUCUACCCUGCUGAUCCCUUUGAUCCCGUCGAAGAUGCCAGCAUUUUGCGUAAAGCCAUGAAGGGCUUUGGCACCGACGAAAAGGCCAUUAUUGAGAUUUUGGCCCGUCGCGGCAUUGUUCAACGUUUGGAAAUUGCCGAAGCCUUUAAGACCUCUUUCGGUAAAGAUUUAAUCUCCGAUUUGAAAUCCGAAUUGGGUGGUAAAUUCGAAGAUGUUAUCAUUGCUCUCAUGACUCCCCUGCCACAAUUCUAUGCCCAAGAAUUACACGAUGCUGUAGCCGGUUUGGGUACCGAUGAAGAAGCCAUCAUUGAAAUUCUCUGCACUCUAUCGAACUUUGGUAUUAAGACCAUUGCCCAGUUCUAUGAACAAAGCUUUGGCAAAUCUCUAGAAUCAGACUUGAAGGGUGAUACCUCGGGACAUUUCAAGCGUUUGUGUGUGUCUUUGGUGCAAGGCAAUCGUGAUGAAAAUCAAGGUGUCGAUGAAGCUGCUGCUGUGGCUGAUGCCCAAGCUCUAUACGAAGCCGGUGAAGGUCAAUGGGGCACCGAAGAAUCAGUAUUCAAUUCCAUUUUAGUUACCCGCUCCUACCAACAAUUACGCCAAAUCUUUUUGGAAUACGAAAACUUGGCUGGCCAUGAUAUCGAAAAAGCCAUCAAACGUGAAUUCAGCGGCGCAGUUGAGAAGGGCUUCUUAGCCAUUGUCAAGUGCUGCAAGUCAAAAGUUGACUAUUUUGCCGAACGUUUGUAUGAUUCUAUGCACGGUUUGGGCACUAAGGAUAAGACUUUAAUUCGUAUCAUUGUCAGCCGUUCGGAAAUCGAUUUGGGUGAUAUUAAAGAAGCAUUCCAAAAUAAAUAUGGCAAGAGUUUGGAAUCCUGGAUUAAGGACGAUAUGGAUGAUGACACCGGCUAUGUUUUGGCCACUUUAGCUUCUUAUUAAGUCGCAAGUUUAUUUCUCUUGUCUAUUUCACAAUU
This is a messenger RNA of Lucilia cuprina (Australian sheep blowfly), 1003 nucleotides long. Its product is annotated as annexin B9. NCBI's taxonomy places the organism in Eukaryota, Metazoa, Arthropoda, Insecta, Diptera, Calliphoridae. The transcript has 3 exons. The coding region runs from base 93 to 968 and encodes 291 amino acids. Gene Ontology annotation, cellular component: cytoplasm. Gene Ontology annotation, molecular function: calcium-dependent phospholipid binding; calcium ion binding. The record is from RefSeq and is a predicted model, not a curated record.